AUGGUAACAGCUUAUGAUAUUUUUGCUUUUACGCAAAAUUUUUCAUUAUAUUUUACAAUGACUAUUUUCGUUCUUGGAACUAUUGGAGGCUUAAUCAAUAUUGGUGUACUUACUACUUUAAAACUAUUUCGAUCUAAUCAAUGUGCUUUUUAUCUUAUUAUGGAAUCUACUUUCGAUACUCUUCAAUUAUUUAUGCUUUUUAUUAUAAAUAUUUUAUCACUUACAAUCAAACCUGAUCCUGGAAAUACUUCUCUUGCUUGGUGUAGAAUAAGAUUUGCAUUACCUCAAACAUUACGAUUAAUUGCAACGUCAAUGGUGUGUUUUGCUGCACUGGAUCAAUUUCUAUCAACAAAUCCUCAACUCAUAAUUAGACAGAUGAGUUCACUUCGAUUAGCUCAUCGUUUAACUGUUGUAGCCAUUCUUCUUUGGAUUUGUCAAAGUAUACCAUGUAGUAUUUUAUAUGAGAUUGUUCCAUCAAGUGGUUGUAUUAUAACUAAUGUUGGUUUGAUACAUUAUUAUUCUUUCUUUUAUUAUCCUAUUUUGCAUGGACUUUUACCAGUUCUUGCUUCAUCCUCAUUCGCUCUUUUAGCAUAUCGUAAUGUUCGAAAUCUUGUUCGACGUCAAGUGGCUGUUGAACGCCGUCGACUUGAUCGACAAUUAACAGCGAUGAUUUUCGUACGUGUUAUUUUUUUUGUACUCUUUUUAAUACCUUAUACUAUUUAUCGUAUUUAUUCACUCAAUGUUACAUUUACUCCAGCAACUCUUUAUCCAUAUGCUGUCGAUCAAUUGGUAUACACAAGUCUGGCAUUAAUGACAUAUCUUAAUCAUACAGUGAGUUUUUAUAUAUUUAUGGCAUCAUCAUCACGAUAUCGUCGUCAAGUUAAAAGUUUUUUCGUGAAAAAAUGUUGGCGAACACUGAAAAAUUUAUGUAAUACUGAACAAAAUACAGUUCAUCCGUCUGGUACAGUAUUAACUGCCGCAGACACCGAAGAUGAAUAA
Messenger RNA from Adineta steineri, 999 nucleotides. The record is from the annotation of a GenBank genome assembly. Lineage: Eukaryota; Metazoa; Rotifera; Eurotatoria; Adinetida; Adinetidae.